This is a messenger RNA of Sciurus carolinensis (gray squirrel), 1759 nucleotides long. RefSeq names its product isocitrate dehydrogenase (NAD(+)) 3 catalytic subunit alpha (gene Idh3a). Gene Ontology annotation, molecular function: NAD binding; isocitrate dehydrogenase (NAD+) activity; magnesium ion binding. Gene Ontology annotation, cellular component: mitochondrion. NCBI's taxonomy places the organism in Eukaryota, Metazoa, Chordata, Mammalia, Rodentia, Sciuridae. The record is from RefSeq and is a predicted model, not a curated record. The transcript has 11 exons. Bases 65 to 1165 code for a protein of 366 amino acids. Gene Ontology annotation, biological process: isocitrate metabolic process; tricarboxylic acid cycle.
GAGGCCGGCUGCGCGCACGCGCCCUACUACCACCGCUGUCGCCGGGGUGAAAGGAGCAGAAGCGAUGGCCGGGUCCGCGUGGAUCUCCAAGGUCUCUCGGCUGCUGGGUGCUUUCCACAACCCAAAACAGGUGACCAGAGGUUUUGCUGGUGGUGUUCAGACAGUAACUUUAAUUCCAGGAGAUGGAAUUGGCCCAGAAAUUUCAGCUGCAGUUAUGAAGAUUUUUGAUGCUGCCAAAGCACCUAUUCAGUGGGAGGAGCGGAACGUCACUGCCAUUCAAGGACCAGGAGGAAAGUGGAUGAUACCUCCAGAAGCCAAAGAAUCAAUGGACAAGAACAAGAUGGGCUUGAAAGGCCCUUUAAAGACCCCAAUAGCAGCUGGUCACCCAUCUAUGAAUUUAUUGCUACGAAAAACAUUUGACCUUUAUGCCAACGUCCGUCCAUGUGUCUCAAUCGAAGGGUAUAAAACUCCUUACACUGAUGUAAAUAUUGUCACCAUUCGAGAGAACACAGAAGGAGAAUACAGUGGAAUUGAACAUGUGAUCGUCGACGGAGUUGUGCAAAGCAUCAAGCUUAUCACUGAGGAGGCAAGCAAGCGCAUUGCUGAGUUUGCCUUUGAGUAUGCCCGAAACAAUCACAGGAGCAAUGUCACAGCUGUGCACAAAGCCAACAUCAUGCGAAUGUCAGAUGGACUUUUUCUGCAGAAAUGCAGGGAAGUUGCAGAAAACUGUAAAGACAUUAAAUUUAAUGAGAUGUACCUUGAUACAGUAUGUUUGAAUAUGGUACAAGACCCAUCCCAAUUUGAUGUUCUUGUUAUGCCAAAUUUGUAUGGAGAUAUCCUUAGUGACCUGUGUGCGGGACUGAUUGGAGGUCUUGGUGUGACCCCAAGUGGCAACAUUGGAGCCAAUGGGGUCGCCAUCUUUGAGUCGGUUCAUGGGACUGCCCCAGACAUCGCAGGCAAGGACAUGGCCAAUCCCACGGCCCUGCUGCUCAGUGCCGUGAUGAUGCUGCGCCACAUGGGACUUUUUGACCACGCUGCAAGAAUUGAGGCUGCGUGUUUUGCUACAAUUAAGGAUGGCAAGAGUUUAACUAAAGAUUUGGGAGGCAAUGCAAAAUGCUCAGACUUCACAGAAGAAAUCUGUCGCCGGGUAAAAGAUUUAGAUUAACACCUCUACAGAUGGUACUUGCUGCAGUCACUCCCAAGGGACACUACCACAUAAACCUCUCUCUAGAAUACCUGCCGUUACGUGUGCAUUUGGUUUGCUUGUUCCUUGACAGAGUGCAUUUUUAGAUCUGACCUUUUCUUAGCAAAAUCUGUGCAAAGGAUGCAGGUGAUGUCCCUAGACCUGCUUUCAAAGGACUUUUUCCAAGUGCGUCUUUUAUUUAUUAAAUGUCUACCUGGUAAACCUUUUUUUGUAAACUCUAAGUGGACUGUAUCAUUUGCCAUUGUUAACCAUUUUACAAUUCAGUUAAAGUAAUUUUUCUUCAACUGUAAAUAUAAUGGUACAGAAUAAGAGAAUAUCUAACUUUUUAAACGAAAGUCCUAUUUUCUUUGGUAUAUGAGAAACAAUGAGAAUAAAAUAGUAUAUUGGCAUAAUAGCACAAGAGGACAUAAAACUAAAAGGGUGCAAGAGAAAUUUUCUGGGAAAGUUCAUAUCAAAAACAAUGAAAAUGAUAUAUUCCUUAAUAGUAUGGAAAAUAACAACAGAUUUGUCCUUCACAUGAAUUACUAUGAAUAAAAAUUUCAGAUCCAAGAAAUA